Messenger RNA from Callithrix jacchus (white-tufted-ear marmoset), 762 nucleotides. The record is from RefSeq and is a predicted model, not a curated record. Lineage: Eukaryota; Metazoa; Chordata; Mammalia; Primates; Cebidae.
AUGGGCACAGCCUCUCUGGGGGCCCUCUCAGUGUGUCCACGAGACUUGGUCCUGACGCCGGAACCUAAGGCUCCAGGGGACCUCUCAUCCCUUCCACAGUCCCCCAAGGAAGGUCACAUCAUCGACCCCAGAAGGCAGGCAACGCAGCUGGCAGCUGAGGUGGCUAUCGAUGACAGCUGGAAAGGAGGAGGCCCAGCUGCCUUUCUCCAGAAUGACCUCAACCAGGGUGGCCCAGGGAACACUAAUUCCAAGGGCCUGGCCAGCUGGUCCCUGGAGGAAGAGAAGAGCAGAUUGCUGGCUGAGGCAGCACUUGAGUUGCGGGAGGAGAACACAAGGCAGGAACGGAUCCUGGCCCUGGCCAAGCGACUGGCUGUGCUGCGGGGACAGGACCCUGAGAGAGUCACCCUUCAGGACUAUCGCCUCCCAGACAGUGAUGACGAGGAUGAGGAGACAGCCAUCCAGAGAGUCCUGCAGCAGCUCACUGAAGAAGCUGCCCUGGAUGAGGCAAGUGGCUUUAACAUCCCUGAGGAGCCGGCUUCUCGACCCCACAGGGUAGGGCCUGAGGCCCAGGAUAUGGACCCCAGGCCUGAGGCUGAGGAAGAAGAGCUCCCCUGGUGCUGCAUCUGCAAUGAGGAUGCCUCCCUGCGCUGUGCUGGCUGCAAUGGUGACCUCUUCUGUGCCCGCUGCUUCCGGGAAGGCCAUGAUGCCUUUGAGCUUAAAGAGCACCAGACAUCUGCCUAUGGGUACCAUAGUCAGGGGUGA